Acanthamoeba castellanii str. Neff is the source of this 798-nucleotide messenger RNA. RefSeq lists its product as uncharacterized. The transcript has a single exon. The record is from RefSeq and is a predicted model, not a curated record. Lineage: Eukaryota; Discosea; Longamoebia; Acanthamoebidae. Bases 1 to 798 code for a protein of 265 amino acids.
AUGGCGACCGUGGGUAGUACUAGUACCGACUCGGAGCUCCGAACGUACGCCAACCCCCUGCUACACCUCGCUCCGCCAGAAGAAGAAGAAGAGCCCUCCUCCGCUGCAGCAGCCGCGGCGACGAGCAACAAGCGCUCGCCCAACAGCAAGAAGAGCUCUCGGGGCGGCUUUGCCAAGAAGCUACCGCUGCUCCGACGCACCAAGAGCAACAAGGACGUCCGCUCCACUUCGACCAUCGACGGUUCAUCAUCGUCAUCAUCGCCACUGUUGGCGUCCUCGCCCGACCGCAUCACGCCGCGGCCGCUUCUCCAGCUGCAGCGCGAGGAGCUCGAACGACACAACGCGGCCGUCGCGCCGCAGGGCCUGGCCAAGUGGACGCAGAAGCUGAGCGCCGAGGAGCGCCAGCAGAAGCGGCUGCGCUACAAGAACAAGGACCGGGUCGACAUCCCAUCAACAUCACCACCGACACCAUCAGCAUCAACAUCGUCAUCGCCGAGGUGGGUCGUGGGCAAGACGACCAGGUGCAACUCGUCGGACGACGAGCACCACCACAACAACACGCGAUGGAAUGCGAGGAAUGUUGGAGAGCCGUACCAAAGCGACGACGACGAGGACGGCGACGUCAACACAACGAAGAGGGGGCGGCGGGGCGCGGUGGUGGAGGCCUUGGCGCUGUCGCCGCGGUCCGGCGACGGCCAUGGCUUCGGCGGCGGACGACCGCCCAACGCGCGGUGCGCGCGAGCCCAGCUGGCAGCCCUGCCCUACGCCCUCACCGCCUUCGAGAGCCCGGAGAGGUGA